AUGUCUGAGGGGUAUGCAAUUGAGCUUUAUUUUGAUCCCGCUCUUGAAAACCAAGUUUUAAAGGCAUGGAAUGUGGUCGCUCGUCGCCAAAUUAGCACUCACCUUAUAGAAAUCGAAUCUAGACCUCAUAUUACUCUCUUUUCUAGCCCUUUUAUCGAUCCAUCAAAGCUUGAAAACAUCGUAAAAGGUUUUGCAUCAAAGCAAGACCCUUUACCCUUAUCUUUUGGUUCAAUCGGAAGUCUUCCAAAUGACAACAAUGUCUUAUUCCUUGCUCCAACUCCUACUUUACCCCUCCUUCAAUUCCAUUUCCAAUUAUGUGAUGCGAUGAAGAGGGAAGGUAUUGAAAUUGGUGAAGAGUAUCGCCCAGAUUCAUGGAUUCCAUUCUGUCCUGUUGCUGAAGAGGUUCCAAAGAAUCGAAUGGCUGAAGCUUUUACAGUUUUGAGGGAUUUGAAGUUGCCUGUUACCGGAUAUGCGAUGGAUAUUGGAUUGGUGGAAUACUCUCCUGUUCGUGAACUCUUUUCCUUUGUGCUUGGUAGCUCGGUUGAAUCUUGA
Molecule: messenger RNA, 552 nt
Organism: Lactuca virosa
Lineage: Eukaryota; Viridiplantae; Streptophyta; Magnoliopsida; Asterales; Asteraceae
Source: the annotation of a GenBank genome assembly